AUGAAGAAGUUUCCAUCAGAGCCUCAACAUAACUACGAGCAACACGGUCACAUCAACGAAAACGGUUACAGCCAAUGCAGUCUCACUGGAAUCAUUCUUCCGUCUCUCGGCGCCACCAGCGUUUACGACAGCAAUGUGAACGACCUCGGUCACCUCAUCAUCUCCCCUUACAACUACCGUUAUCAAAAUUGGAACACGUUUCUCAUGAUAUGGGUUUUAUACACUGCAAUUGUAUGUCCUUUUGAAUUUGGGUUUCUUUUGACUUCAAAAGGUCCAUUUGCAAUAGCAGACAAUGUUGUGAAUGGAUUUUUCUUGAUUGACAUUGUUCUCACAUUCUUUGUUGCUUAUGUUGAGAAAAUGAAUUAUCUUCUCGUCGUCGAUAAAAAGAAAAUUGCUUAUAGAUAUCUUAGAUCAUGGUUCUUCUUUGAUGUCAUGUCUACCAUACCUUAUGAGGUUUUUCAUCGUGUGUUGCCGCCUUUUCUCCGGACCUAUGGUUACUUCAAUAUUCUUCGCCUUUGGCGCCUUCGUAGAGCGGGUGCUUUGUUUCAAAGGUUAGAAAAGAAUAGGAAAUAUAACUACUUUUUUGUGCGCUGUCUAAAACUUAUUUGUGUAACCCUAUUUUCGACACAUGUAGCCGCUUGCGCUUUCUAUUUUCUUGCUACAAGACCCAACCAUACAAAAGUUACAUGGUUAUCACUUGUCUCGAAUGGUUCCAACCUAACUAUGUUGGACGGUUAUGUUACAUCAAUGUAUUGGUCCUUAGUGACACUUUCAUCGGUUGGUUAUGGAGAUAUUCACCCGGUAAACUCAGAUGAAAUGUGUUUUUGCAUUUUAUUUGUGAUUUUCAAUUUUGGACUUGGUGCAUAUUUGAUAGGAAAUAUGACCAACUUGGUUGUUAACUGGAGUGAAAAAACUAAGACAUAUAGAGAAACUGUUCAAGCUGCAUCACAUUUUGCUCGUAGGAAUCGGUUACCUGAACGUUUGCAAGAACAGAUGUAUGCUCAUUUUCAUAUGAAGUACAAAACAAAUUUAGAAGGAUUGGAGCAGCAAGAGAUAAUUGAUUCACUUCCAAAAGCCAUUCAGUCGAGCAUCGCACACUACCGAUUCUUUGAACUUAUUAAACAGGUUUACUUGUUUAGUGGAGUGUCAAGGGACCUACUAUAUCAAUUGGUGACAGAGUUAAAGUCCGAGUUUUUUCCGCCAAAAGAAGAUGUAAUCUUACAGAAUGAAACACCAACAGACUUUUAUAUAGUGGUUUUUGGAGCUGUUGAUCUUAUCGUACACGAGAAAUCAAUGGAUCGGACAAUUCACGAAGCAUAUACAGGAGAUGUUUUUGGAGAAAUAGGAGUGUUAUGUUAUAGGCCCCAAAUUUUUACAGUUCGCACCAAGCGGUUUAGCCAGAUCUUGCGUUUGAGUCGAUCAGCAUUUCUAAACCUUGUUCAUAACAAUGUUGAAGAUGGAGCAAUAAUGAUGAACAAUUUUCUCAAUUAUGUCCAAAAAUCAAAAUUUGGAAUGUUGGAUGGAGUUAUGACUGAAAUAGAGACACUAUUGGCAAGAGGGAAAAUGGAUUUGCCUAUAAGUUUAAUAUUUGCAGCUCACAAAGGUGAUGAUAUGAUGUUGCAUGAAUUGCUAAAGAAAGGAUCAGAUCCAAAUGAAAUAGAUAAUAAAACUGGAAAGACAGCACUGCAUUCAGCAGCUUCCAAAGGUAGUGACCAUUGUGUGGUUUUGCUUCUAGAGUUUGGUGCUGAUCCUAACAUAAAAGAUUUUGAUGGAAAUAUACCACUAGGGGAAGCAAUUUUGAGUAACCAUGAAUCAGUGACAAAACUACUUGUAGAGAAUGGUGCGGAUAUAUCUUUAACUGAUGUAGGUCGUUUAGCAUGCUAUGCUGUUGAGAAAAAGGACAUAAAAAUGCUCAAAGAUAUUGCUCAAUAUGGUGGUGAUGUGAAAAAGUCCGCAAAUGGAACCACUGCGCUUCAUCUUGCGGUAUGUCAAGGGAAUGUUGAAAUGGUUAAGUUUCUCGUAGAACAAGGAGCAUAUAUUGAUAUGCAAGAUAGUUUUGGUUGGACUGCAAGAGCUUAUGCAGAUCAUCAAUGUCAUGAAGAAAUACAAAAUAUUUUCAAAGAAAUUGAAAAAGAUGACAAAGUUCCCCAUGUUAUUUCUUCGAUGCUAAAUGAUAACGAAGGAUCUCGUAUUGAAAAGUGUCAAAGUGAAUCUUAUCUACCAACUAUUCCUCAAAGUGGCAGUUUGCCACCUAAUCAAGAGUUGACAUGGUUGGAUAAUCAUCAUAGAAGAAGGGUUACCCCUUUUCGAAAUUCCUUUUUUUCAGUUCCUAGUCAAGAGAAAAUUGAUUCUCCUACUUUGGAAAAUAGUCGCACUACAACUACUCCUACUCCAAGUGUGACUGAAUUACCAACUAGAGUAAUGAUUAGUUGUCAAGGAAAAAGUGAAUAUCCUAAACGGCUUGUUUUUCUACCUAAAUCCCUUCAAGAGUUGCUACAUAUUGGUGCUGAAAAGUUUAACUGUUCUCCCACAAUAAUUUUGACUGAAGAUGGAGCUGAAGUCGAAGACAUAUGCUUGAUAAGAGAGGGUGACCAUCUCACUCUUGCAUGA
This is a messenger RNA of Lathyrus sativus (Indian pea), 2610 nucleotides long. Lineage: Eukaryota; Viridiplantae; Streptophyta; Magnoliopsida; Fabales; Fabaceae. The record is from the annotation of a GenBank genome assembly.